UUCUUUUGAUAUGAAAGGUAACUGAGAGACUCGAUUCGAAGGAAUAACACAAGAUGGCAGAUGGUAGUGAAAAUGGAAUCUGUUCUAUUCACAAGAUGCCUCUUGAUCAAGAUUGUGUAACACACAAGACACAAAUCUGUUCAGGGUGUAACAUCGUGGAACACUCAACCUGUCAGAAAGUCGAACCACAGAUUCCUCUCCAGAGCUUUGUGUCUGCUGUCUCCAGAGUCUGUGAAUUGCUAGACUGUCAGCUGAACAUGCUAGGUGAGGAAAAACAGACAGCUGACAACCUCGUAAAAGAAACAUGUCGGACGUAUAAAGAGAAAAUAGACAAGUUAGAACAACGUUCCCUACAGGACAUCGAAAAUGGUUUUCACAAGCAGACGACUCAGCUACAAGGGUUAAUAGAGAAGUUAAGGAGCUCUAUGAACGUCAAAUCAGAUGUACAAGAAGUCGAAAAUACUACAAAUGAGAUACUGAGAUCUUGUUUAAUAUCUAAGCUAACUGCCAAGGAAAGAGAUCCACAGUUUACAGUUCUCAGUAAAAUAGCAGAAGAUUUUCUUAGAAGAGAGACUCCAUCCUAUCUUCUUAAGUUCCAAAUUUCCGAAACUUUUGAUGAGGUUAUUUCCCAGCAUGAAAAUGUUGGUAGGAUUUUAUUAUGUAAUUUAAUGAAAGAUGACCAGGUUUCAGAGAAAGAGCAGAUAUCAAUGAAGGAUUUUGAACAAAGUUUGCCUAGGCAGCCCACGGCCCCAUUGCAGUCUGAUCCAGUUAGCCCUCCUUCUUACGAGGAAAUAAUUCAAAGACAAGACAAAGUUGGAACAGUAGGAUUCAACUCUCCUUUUAUGUCCAAUACAAGCAUCCAGCCUCAUGAUGCUGCUAUUCCAACACCUUCACCUGUUAACUAUGGCGGGGUUUAUCCUCCUAUGCCCUCUCCACAGCAGGGUUUUGGCUGUGAUAACACAUCAGGUCAAAAUUUCCUUGGACCUUACAAAGAUCUGUCUAUGGGCCGUGAGACUUAUGAUCAACCCUUUCAACAGAGUAUUGUAAAGCAAUGUGAGGGACCAGCCGUCUUAAAAAAUUUUCGAAAAGCUCCAAGCGGACCUCCAAAAAAGCUAAAAUUUCUGUCAAACAUCAAUCCUAGACGUAUGGAUGAAAACGAACCAGUUGAGAUAUCAGGGAUUACUUUUCUGGCGAACGGGAAUAUUGUGAUCACUGAUAAGGCAAACCUUAAACUGAAGAUUUAUGAUGACAUGAAAGUUCUGCGCUGGCAAAGAAUACUUGAUUCUAAACCCUAUGACGUCACACAAGCCCCAACAGGUGAUAUUGCUGUUGCAUCCCCAAAAGAACACAGAGUUAACUUUUUUAGGUCACAUAACCUUUCCCCUGUUCUAAAUGCGGUGGUUACAAAUCCAGACUCAAAAUGUUUUGGUUUAACUUCAAGUGAUGAGUACCUUUUUGUCACAUGGAAAGAAAGUAAUGGUUCUGAAAGCAUUCGUAUUUAUAAUGAACAAUACUCUGAACUUCGAAAACUAAGUAUACCCGCCGAACGUUCUAUGGCCGUAGAUCCAACAACUCUGGAUCUUUUUUACAGAGUUUUGAAUUUUGGCAACGACCAAAUCAAGUGUACCAAUGCCUUCAGCGACGCCAAAACAAAAUGGAAAAUUAAGAUUCAAGAUCCAUUAAUAGAAGGGAUGGCACUUUUAAAAUCCGGAAUUCUUGUAUCAUCUUACUCUGGAGUAAGUUUUGUAGAUUUUAGAGAUCACAGUUUUACGUCACUUUUGAAACUAAAAGAUGCAAGCCACCUAUCUGUAAACCGAGAUCGGUCAAAGGUUGCAAUGGUGAUUAAUGAAUGUAGUCUAACUGACGAUAAGAAUGAUGUUUUACAGCUGUAUGAUAUAAUUUACUGAGAACUUUAUUGGGAUGAAUGGGCGGAAUUGUUCAAUAUUCCUGGAUUUUACAUUGAAUACCUUAAAUGAUACAUUUCUCACGUUUCCUACAUAUCUCUGAUAUCUACGCACCAUUCAGUUUAUAUGUGUCGUGUGUAUAGUAUUGUCACUCGAAUGUGUAUAUAUAUUUCAGUUUGUGACUAGCAUGAAUUAUAACAAUUGACUGGUAGUAUUAUACAUAUAUAUGACUUUGAUAUCAUUGAGUUGUAUAAAUUUCAAGAUACAUACCGCAAGAGGAUUUUUUGUUUAACAUUACAAAAAUACUAAUACUCAGUUGAAAUCUCUUUUUAAGUACAUGUAUUUGUCAUUUUCAGUGUAAAGUCCAUGACAUUUUUCUGUGAUUUAUAUAAAUUAUAAUAUAUUGGAAAAUAUAUUUGAUAAUUUAAUUAAAGAAUUCUCUUAAGGAUGACGUUUAUGACAGAAAUGGAAUGCUAUAAAGCACAAGAUGUUAAUUCAAAAAUUGUUUUUGAUGGACACAUUAAAUAUGUUUUAAAUCAAUAUCAGUUUAAAAAUUUGAUAUUUUCUUAUUUGAAAAAAUAUGCAAGAACAAAACAAAAAUUUAUUGUGAUGCAUAGGA
This is a messenger RNA of Saccostrea echinata, 2523 nucleotides long. RefSeq lists its product as uncharacterized. The record is from RefSeq and is a predicted model, not a curated record. Lineage: Eukaryota; Metazoa; Mollusca; Bivalvia; Ostreida; Ostreidae. The transcript is spliced from 2 exons. The coding region runs from base 54 to 1907 and encodes 617 amino acids.